Molecule: messenger RNA, 423 nt
Organism: Colletotrichum phormii
Lineage: Eukaryota; Fungi; Ascomycota; Sordariomycetes; Glomerellales; Glomerellaceae
Exons: 1
Coding region: 111-392 (93 amino acids)
Source: RefSeq, a predicted model, not a curated record
GUGUAUCUCGUCGACUGCAUAGGCAACACCUAUUACUACCUGACUUCCUUCACUGGAACACUCUCGUUGCUCUUGGUGCCCUCGUUAAGGACACGCCAACCACCAACACCAUGCAGCUUAAUAUCGUUCUGGGCACCGUCACUUUGUCCAUCGGCAUGGACAGCUCAGUCACAGCAUCUCCCAUGCUCCCAGCACCCCCGACUCCACACCCUCUCUUUUCUAGACCUAACGCUGACUAUGGCCGCACCCAGGUCUUCGCGUAUGGUGUCAGAAAUCCCGGCAGCACGUGCACCCCGGGUGGAUUCCACCGUACACCUUACGAGAAGCCCGACGGCAUCACCUACCAGAAGGGUGGCAACUUUCUCCAAGCGGGACAUUGUUGUCUAUACUGACGGGUCCCAGAUGUCGGACGGCAGCAGCACC